UUUGACAUAUUGGUAGCCCAAGAGUGGAAAAACGCAUUAAAUCCCGGCCCAACCAACCACCGAACAACCAACUAACCGGCCGACCCACGACCGAAACCCAUCCUCUGCUUUUCCCUAUAUAAACCCUCCUCCGGGAGCUUCAACAUUCACUCACCCAGCAAUCUUCUCUCGAUCGAGCAGCUUUCUAAAACAAAACACAUUUCUCUUACCUUACACUUCUCGUAGUCCUUUUUGUGCUGCGAAGAAUGGCGGGUGCAGCAGCGAAGGUGGUGUCGAUGGUCCUGGUGUGCGCCCUGGUGGCAGCCCCAUUCAUGGCGUCGGUGCAUGCCAUAACAUGCGGUCAGGUGACGAGCAGCCUGGCUCCAUGCCUGGGUUACCUGAAGGGCCCUGGGCCCGCGCCCGUCCCGUCGGGAUGCUGCAACGGGGUGAAGGCCCUCAACGCUGCCGCCCAGACCACACCUGACCGCCAAGCUGCUUGCGAGUGCUUGAAAUCCACCGCCGGCUCAGUCGGCGGCAUCAACCCCGGCAAGGCCGCUGGCCUCCCCGGUGCAUGUGGCGUCAACAUUCCCUACAAGAUCAGCACCAGCACCAACUGCAAAUCCAUCAAGUGAAGCGUACGUGUAAAACGAACGUGAGCAGGGAAUUAAGCGGCCAUAUUAGGUUCUGCGCUAAUAGUUAUUAUCAAUAAUAAAAUGUGGUACGAGUCUAGUACGUACUGUGGUGGCUCUUCAUUGUCUCUCCACUGUUCUAUGGAUCGUCUGUGUUUUGUUUUAGUCUUUGUGUUUUGUAACGUGUGACCACUUUAUAUGGUCAAUGCUACGUACUUUUAUGUAAUGAAAUGAAAGUGGCGAGCGGUAUGCAUAUAUAUGCCACUUCAUUAUCUCUUUAUUAUCUACACAAUCAAUAUUGCCUAGCCACUAACUACAUCAAAUUAACCUCUCGGGCUUGUGGUGAGGCUAAUUAGUAACUAAUCUCCAGACUUCUUCCGGAUUUAUACUACAGACUGUAUGCAUGUAAGACUUACCAAGGCACUGACCAUAUAUAGCACCUGGUAUAUUUGGACAUUUAGUAUGUAACCUACAAAUGAAAUUAUCAU
This is a messenger RNA of Linum tenue, 1096 nucleotides long. NCBI's taxonomy places the organism in Eukaryota, Viridiplantae, Streptophyta, Magnoliopsida, Malpighiales, Linaceae. The record is from the annotation of a GenBank genome assembly.